Messenger RNA from Daucus carota subsp. sativus, 1606 nucleotides. Its product is annotated as two-component response regulator ORR21. Gene Ontology annotation, molecular function: DNA-binding transcription factor activity; DNA binding. The record is from RefSeq and is a predicted model, not a curated record. The coding region runs from base 295 to 1377 and encodes 360 amino acids. The transcript has 5 exons. NCBI's taxonomy places the organism in Eukaryota, Viridiplantae, Streptophyta, Magnoliopsida, Apiales, Apiaceae. Gene Ontology annotation, biological process: phosphorelay signal transduction system; cytokinin-activated signaling pathway.
UUUUAACUGCAUACAAUUUCAUAUAUUAAAAAGCAAUAGGACAAUUUGAUCAUAAAGUAGUUCCCUUAUAAUUUAUAUAAAAAUAUUCACAAAAUUUCUUCUCUUUCCUUCCUCCAUGAUUGAGCAAUGUCAGCAUCCAUUUGUGCAGAUACUUACAAGAUCAUGGUCCCCUUAUUUGUAAAUCAGAAGUUUAUUUUAAGUGGUUUGUAAUAUAAAUUGUGUAGACCAAAAAGAAUUGUUGUUGUUGAUUGAAGAAGUUCAAAGAUUUGAUUGUUUUGCGUUUUACGUUUAUAUAUGGCUAGUAUAUCUGAUAAUUAUGGGGUUGUAUCCGGCAAAGAUUGCACUUUUCCGGCUGGUGUAAGAGUUCUUGUAGUGGAUGAUGACUUUACUUGGUUGAAAAUUGUGGAGCAGAUGCUUACAAGAUGCAAUUAUUCAUCUACAACAUGCUCCCGGGCUACUGCUGCUAUAAACCUUCUGCGGGAGAGGAAAUGCUGUUUUGAUUUGGUCCUAAUUGAUGUUCAGACGCCUGAUAUGGAUGGCUUUAAGCUCCUUGAGCUCGCUGGUUUGGAAAUGAACCUUCCUGUCAUUAUGAUGUCCGCAUAUGGAAGGACUAGUGCUAUUAUAAGAGGUAUAAGACACGGGGCUUGUGAUUACUUAGUCAAGCCUAUACACGAGGAAAACUUAAAGAACAUAUGGCAGCAUGUAGUCAGGAAAAAGUGCAAUGAGACCAAAAAACAGGAAAUUUUUAGCAGUUUGGAUAAAAAAGACAGGAACAGAAGCGCAACAAGUGAUUUAGAACAUGCUUCUGCUGUUAAUGAAGAUGGCAGCGAGUCAGAUGAUGAAAUAUCUGCAUCAGAGAAGCCAAUUGAACUGUGGUCGGUUGAGCUUCAUCAAAAAUUUGUUAUUGCAGUGAACCAACUUGGAAUAGAUAAGGCUGUACCAAAAAAAAUUCUCAAACUGAUGAAUGUCCCGGGCCUGACCCGAGAGAAUGUUGCAAGCCACUUACAGAGAUUCAGGCUAUAUUUUAGGAGGUUAAGUGUUCUCCAACAGCCGAUGGGGAUGCCUUUUCCAUUUUAUGGUCAUGUAAAACAUGAUCCAAGACUAAGCCUACGGGAAAUAUCUGAUCCCCAAACUCUGGCAGCAUCUCGUCCAAUUCCUCUGCAAACAUUGACCGAUCUGCAUGCUGAACUAUUAGGCCGGCCAGUUAAUGAUCAAAAAAUUAUAUUACAAGGAUCUCGACAAGGACAAAAGAAUGCCCUUGGUGAUGCUGGUAUAGCACAUCAGCAGCCCAUUUCACUGUUAUGGGGUCAUUUUCUUCAUAUUUUUCCUGCAAUCUUCCUGUUUUGUUCGGUUGUGUGGUUGAUUAUAGAGUUAUAACUGAAAUGGAUUGGAAAUGCUCAAAAUUGACAGAUUGAUCACUCAGGCCUCAGAUCUUGCCAACUCUGCUUGUAUAAAUUUCGAUGCUUUAGAUUGUAGUUUGACUUGGUUCUUUAGGAGAUUCGCCUGAAUUUUCUCUUUUGCCUGUUUACCUCUAUGGCUACACCCUGGAGAUUUUAUACAUAAAGCGAUAAAUAAAAAAACAAGCAGGCUACUGUCUUUCUAUGCA